AUGGGAGUUUGCUUAUCUUGCUUAAGACCCGAACUUGAAGACGAUGAGUAUAAUGAAAGAACUUCGCUUCUCGGUCAGCAGAAUAGAUUUUCUGACGAGAACAUACAAGAGGAGCUCUUCAAGCAACAGCAACGUCAAUCUGAAUUGAACGGCAUAGUAAACGAACUUUCUGAUAACUUAAUUGAUGUAUCCACAUUCUUAAGUCUGAACACUACUAUAAAUCAAAGCGUAGGCAACAUAACUGAGGCAGGUGAAGAAACUGUAGACGAUGAGAAUGAAACUGGGACUUUGAGUAAAAGGGCGAGGAGUAAAAUUUUAGAAGACGUAGAAAAUUUAGAUAAUGAAGUUAAGGAAAGUUGUAAAGUAGAAUUAACAGGCCCAUUAUUCUUGGAGUUUAAAUAG
This is a messenger RNA of Dujonia railenensis, 402 nucleotides long. Lineage: Eukaryota; Fungi; Ascomycota; Pichiomycetes; Serinales; Debaryomycetaceae. The record is from the annotation of a GenBank genome assembly.